AUGGAUGAUGAUGAGAAUUCAUCGGAUUUUAUCAAUUCAUUGAAAUGUCCGAUUACUUAUGAGUUUUUCCGUGAUCCUGUCAUUGGAGCUGAUGGGCACACUUAUGAGCGUGAAAACAUCACAGUAUGGAUACAAAAACAUGCGACAAGUCCGAUUACGCGUGAACCGAUGGAUUUAAAAUCUCUACGGCCAAACUUUAUCGUUAAAAAAAUGGUCGAAGAUUUUCUAUCUCUAUCACUGCAAAAACAAUAUCGCUUUCGACUUGACAUUGACAUUUGCAAGGCAAAACAACGACCGAUCUUUCAAAGUCCUGGUAAGACAAUCUAUGAAGCCAAUUGGAUGUCGAAACAAGGUCCACCGAUUGUUUUAAUACGAAUCGAUGGUGCUAAAGCGAAGUGCGAAGCCAGUUUCUAUGUUCAACUCAGUUGUCAUCCACAUAUUGUUCGAACGUAUGGACUCGUGGAGAGUAAUACAUCUGAUAGUAUCAUGUUAGUUCAAGAAUAUGCGCCCGAAGGCGAUCUAAGUGAACUUCUACGGGGUAGAACCUUUCAACCGACUUUGGAAGUUCUAAUCGAAAUGUUUCGGCAAAUUGUGGAUGCAAUGAUCUGCUUAGCAGAUAAUCAGAUCAUCCAUGGAGAUUUAGCAUGUCGAAAUGUCCUUGUUUUUCGCUCAAACUCAUCUCAGCCUAUGGAGAACUUAGUCAAGUUAACUGACUUUGGACUAACACGAACAAGUUCUCUCUUUUCGAUCAUCGACUCGCCUGCGUCAGCCACAUUGAAGAUGAUACCCGUUCGUUAUGCAGCACCGGAAUUACUUCUCGAUGCAUCCGUGACGAAUUACUCAGAAAAAUCAGAUGUCUAUUCCUUCGGUGUACUUAUGUGGGAAGCAUGCUCAGCUGGUGCAGUUCCUUAUGGAAAUCUAGUAUCAACAGAUGUUGUUUACAGGGAAAAAUUAAAAGGAGCGCCACUCGAACGACCGAGUAUGUGUUCAGGUGACUUGUGGAAUCUCAUUCUCGAAUGCACACGAACGGAAACAAAACGAAGACCGACUUUUAACGACGUACAAGAGUCUUUGUUAAACUUACGUUUUGAAAAUAAACGACAAUCAUCCAAUCAAAUACCUCGUGUGGAUUAUGCUUCUGAACAAAUAACCGAUAGAAUGUCAUCAGCGAAUCACUAUCAAUAUUAUAAUGUAGAUCGUUUCUCAAAAGAUAAUUGCACGCAAAAGCAGAGCAUUUCACCGAUCUACGAAAAUUUUGGCAAUGUGACAAGACAGUAUGCUCUCCCAGUCUCGUCCACGACGACGCCGUCACCAGGAGAUUAUUAUGUGCCAUGUGAAUAUUGUUUCCAAUCAGUCAAUAACGAUGAUUUCGAAACACAUAAAGAAACUUGUCAUAUUCGUCGCCAUGUUCAAUGGUUUGCGAAAAUGGUUGCCCGAUUACCCCUGUUAGAGCUAACUUCAUGUCAAUGCUGUGAAAACAUUAUACCACUGAACAUGCUGACCAUCCAUCAAAAAACAUGUGGGCAAAAUCCACCAAGUCUACAUAAUCCAUCGCGGCAAUCCCAUCAACAAUUACCAUCAGGAGAUGCUUAUACUACAUCUCAUUAUCUCAGACCAGUGUCGCUUCCUAUGGGUCAACCCGGAGAAAAUAUUUACGAAAAUAUAUUAAUACCGAGCCAAUACAGGCAAGAUCCGCCAGGUGCUCCUAUGACGCAAGCUGAAAUCUCGAAUUCACACGAACAAACAAAUUCAUCGUCGACCAAGCCACCAAAAACUGGUUUUCUCAAAGCUAUGUCUAAGUGGAAAAAGAAAAUGAAAUGA
This is a messenger RNA of Adineta ricciae, 1821 nucleotides long. The record is from the annotation of a GenBank genome assembly. NCBI's taxonomy places the organism in Eukaryota, Metazoa, Rotifera, Eurotatoria, Adinetida, Adinetidae.